AUGACCGCAUUUUUAACAAACCAUGCAUGUAUGCUGCAAGAUGUGUGGCCUGACAUGCAAUUGCUUGAAAAUCAGUUGCCAUUCUUCAUUCUUGAUGAUCUUUUUGAGCCCCAGAAAGUUAGGAUCUCUUCUAAGAGUGACAGUAGUGUGAGGCUUUCGAUAACUAAUUUGUCUGAAAAAUUCGUCAAGUCUCAAAUGCAUAUAGAGGGAGUGGAUGAUUGUCUGAAGAGGAUAUCUAAAGCAGAUCAUUUUGUUGAUUUCAUAAGAACUUUAUGUCUACCCUGGGAGUUUUCACAUGAAGUUGGAGGGGAGUUGAAAACUGUAACCACACUCAGCAUGAGAGAGCUAGACCGUGCCGGGGUCAAAUUCAAGGUGGGAUCGAGCAAAAACUUAUUUGACAUAAGGUUCACUGAUGGGGUACUUGAAGUUCCAAAGUUAACUCUAAGUGAUGAAACAUGGAUCAGAAUCCGAAACCUCCUGGCCUUUGAACAAUGCCAGUGCAUCGAGAAUUAUGUGUACGACUAUGUUUUCAUCAUGAAAUGCUUUGUGAGAACAAGAAAGGAUGUGGAAUUGCUUAUGCAGCACGGAAUUGUUGAAAAUAGGCUUGGUGACAGCAGAGGCGUAUACUCUGAUCAACAACCUUGCAGAUGGUGUUAUCGUGAACCCUAG
Messenger RNA from Rosa chinensis, 669 nucleotides. RefSeq names its product UPF0481 protein At3g47200. Lineage: Eukaryota; Viridiplantae; Streptophyta; Magnoliopsida; Rosales; Rosaceae. The transcript has a single exon. The coding region runs from base 1 to 669 and encodes 222 amino acids. The record is from RefSeq and is a predicted model, not a curated record.